Molecule: messenger RNA, 1142 nt
Organism: Myotis brandtii (Brandt's bat)
Lineage: Eukaryota; Metazoa; Chordata; Mammalia; Chiroptera; Vespertilionidae
Gene: HAUS2
Product: HAUS augmin-like complex, subunit 2
Exons: 8
Coding region: 1-813 (270 amino acids)
Biological process (GO): centrosome cycle; spindle assembly; microtubule nucleation
Cellular component (GO): centrosome; mitotic spindle microtubule; HAUS complex
Source: RefSeq, a predicted model, not a curated record
AUGUGGUGGAUAAAGUUGAACAUAAGACAUUUUGUUGCUAAGAAGAUUCCCGGCGCCGCUCGGGGAGGUGCGUCUCCGGCAUGGCUGCGGCCGACCCUGGGGACCCGGCGCCGGCGCCAAACCCUGCCGGGCUACUGCUGGGCCAUAUCGUGGCCUCGGGGGCAGUCGCUCAGUGGCCUUACAUGCCAGAUCAAGCAUGUCAAACUCGUGGCCCACAACGAAUAUUUUUGCAGCCCAGUCAGUAUAACGGAGAUAUUAGAUAUAUCUAAGAAAUCUACUCCUUGCUUUGUGAACUUCUCCAGGCUACAGCAGAUCACAAAUAUUAAAGCUGAAAUCAAUCAGAAAAACCUGGAGAUUGAACUUCUAAAACUAGAAAAAGAUACAGCAGACAUUGUUCAUCCUUCUUUCUUGGCUCAAAAGUGUCAAACUCUGCAAAGCAUGAAUAAUCAUUUGGAAGCAGUGCUAAAAGAGAAGAGGUCCCUCAGGCAAAGACUGUUGAAACCCAUGUGCCAGGAAAACCUGCCUAUUGAAGCAGUUUAUCACAGAUACAUGGUACAUUUGCUGGAGUUGGCAGUUACUUUUAUUGAGAGAUUAGAAACCCACCUUGAAACAAUUAGAAAUAUUCCUCAUUUAGAUGCAGAUCUAAAGAGAAUGAGCAAGGCUUUAGCCAAGAUGGAUAUUUUGGUGAAUGAGACAGAAGAACUGGCAGAGAAUAUACUCAAGUGGCGAGAACAACAAAAGGAAAUUUCCUCUUGUAUUCCCAAAAUAUUAGCUGAAGAAAAUUAUCUUCACAAAUGUAUUGUAACACCAUAACGCCUUCUUUAUCUUUACUUUUAAAGCUCAUGUCCAAACUAUUAAUGCCAAAUGAUACAACUUGUUCAAUUAAGCAAAAAUGGUUUCUUUUUGCUUAAUUGUAUGUAGUCGUGUGAAGUCCAUUUCUAGUCAAUGAUAACAUGGGUAUUUAUAGGCUUUGCUGCAGCCCUCUCUAUGUUAGAGUACUAAAAUUCCAAGUUCAUUAAGACCAAACUAAAUUUUCCUUCGUUUUUCAUAUGUGCACCUGAAAAUUUUUUUUUUUGGUUAAUCCUCACCUGAAAAUAUUUCUCCAUUGAUUUUUAGUGAGAGUAGAAGGGAGGGGGAGAGAC